This is a messenger RNA of Papaver somniferum (opium poppy), 1347 nucleotides long. RefSeq lists its product as uncharacterized. The transcript is spliced from 2 exons. The coding region runs from base 1 to 1347 and encodes 448 amino acids. The record is from RefSeq and is a predicted model, not a curated record. Lineage: Eukaryota; Viridiplantae; Streptophyta; Magnoliopsida; Ranunculales; Papaveraceae. Gene Ontology annotation, molecular function: nucleic acid binding.
AUGGGAAAGGUAAAUUAUAUUCGGCGUUUCAUUCCUGGGUUGGCUCAACUCAUCGCUUCGUUCACUCCUCUGCUGAAGAAAGGAGCAAGUUUUACAUGGACGACCGUUCAACAAGAGGCAUUUCAGAAAAUACAGGAAAUACUAUUGUCACCUGCUGCCAUGAAAUCUCCAGUGCAAGGACGUCCAUUAAUACUUUACACAGCAUCCAGUGACAUCGCUAUCGGACCACUUCUCGCUCAGGAAGAUGAAGAAGGCAUCAAACGCCCAAUCUACUACUUCAGUCGUACCAUAAGGGAUUCUCAACUACGAUACCCAAAAGAUGAAAGAGCGUGUCUUGCGUUGGUUCAUGCGAUACAGAAGUUCAGGAAUUAUCUACUAUCAAACAGAGUUGUGCUAGUGGCCAAAGUCGAUCCCAUAAAAUUCUUACUUUCGAAGCCUGCACUGAUUGGGAGACCGGAAAAAUGCCUGCUUCAGAUGUCAGAGUUUGAUAUAGCAUGUGUUCCGCCUCGAGAAGUCAAGGGACAAGAAGUUGUAGAUCUACUUGCCGCUUUCCCGGGAGAAGACAUCACGAUGCUGCAUGAAGAAGUGUCUGGUGAAAUUCCAGAGAUCUCAAUCAUUCAGGAGAAAACAUGGCUAUUGUACUUUGAUGGAUCCACCACUCCGAGCAAUGACACUGGCGGUGCAAGCAUUGUGCUAGUAUCUCCAUCUGGUGAAAUAUUCUCAUAUUCAUUCAAGCUGGAUUUUCAUUGCACCAAUAAUUCGGCAGAAUAUGAAGCUUUCCUCCUUGGAGCCGAAGCACAAAGACUAUUAGCUCAUUUCUCUAAUGCGACAAUUGUGUAUACUGGUCGCUCCAACAACAGACAUGUUGAUUGCUUAGCGACUCUUGCAUCUAAGCUGCAGUUUGAAGGGUCAGAGAAAUCCAUCACUGUGCAAAGACAUUAUGUAUCUUCCACCUGGCUCACUCAAGUUGAAGAUUCCCAAUCGAGCGACUGGCGGACACCCAUUAUUCAUGAAUUGAGCAUUUCUCUUACAGAAGGGAAAAUCAGCCUCAAAGAAUUAAAGAACUUCUUUCUGCUGCAUGGAGCAUUGUGUUAUCGCAAUCCCGGCGGAUCCUUGUCACGAUUCCUUGGAGAUGAAGAAGCAAGCGAACAACUCAAACGCAUACAUGAGGAAAUAUGCGGACAAACCCUAGUAGUCACACUUUACAGAAGGCUUCAAAGACUCGGAUACUGUUGGCCCUCCAAGGAGGCUCAAUCAAGGAUGCUAAAAGGGUCAUGUCCCAAUUUCCAGCCACCACCUCAUCAUUUAGAGGUUCUAACGAUCCAUUACACUAGGGACUGGAGAUAA